This is a messenger RNA of Gekko japonicus, 1987 nucleotides long. It is a transcript of the gene TRAF7, whose product is annotated as TNF receptor associated factor 7. NCBI's taxonomy places the organism in Eukaryota, Metazoa, Chordata, Lepidosauria, Squamata, Gekkonidae. Gene Ontology annotation, biological process: Notch signaling pathway; ribosomal large subunit assembly. The annotation marks the transcript as partial. The record is from RefSeq and is a predicted model, not a curated record. Gene Ontology annotation, molecular function: protein binding; zinc ion binding. The transcript has 13 exons. Gene Ontology annotation, cellular component: nucleolus.
GGACCAUGAAGGCAGCUGCGACUAUCGGCCGGUGCGGUGCCCCCACAAUCCCAGCCGCCCUCCCCUUCUCAAGAUGAACCUGGAGGCCCACCUCAAGGAGUGCGAGCACAUCAAGUGCCCCCAUUCCAAAUACGGGUGCAUGUUCAUCGGGAACCAGGACACGUACGAGACCCACCUGGAGAUGUGCAAGUUUGAGGGCCUGAAGGAGUUCCUCCAGCAGACGGACGACCGCUUCCAUGAGAUGCAGGUGGCCAUGGCCCAGAAGGACCAGGAGAUCGCCUUCCUCCGCUCAAUGCUGGGCAAGCUCUCGGAGAAGAUUGACCAGCUGGAGAAGAACCUGGAGAUGAAGUUUGGUGACAGUGUUCCCUCUAAGCUGAGUGAGUCUGUCGUGGGCCUAACCUCCUCCGCGAUGUUGUCUUUUCAGGACGAGUUGUCCCACAUCAACGCCCGGCUGAACAUGGGGAUCUUGGGCUCCUAUGAUCCCCAGCAGAUCUUUAAGUGCAAGGGCACCUUUGUCGGUCACCAGGGCCCUGUCUGGUGCCUCUGCGUCUACUCCAUCGGGGACCUGCUCUUCAGCGGCUCUUCUGACAAAACCAUCAAGGUGUGGGAUACCUGUACCACGUACAAGUGCCAAAAGACCUUGGAAGGCCACGACGGGAUUGUCCUGGCGCUCUGCAUCCAGGGGAACAAGCUGUACAGCGGCUCUGCGGACUGCACCAUCAUCGUCUGGGACAUUCAAAACUUGCAGAAGGUGAACACCAUCCGCGCCCACGACAACCCAGUGUGCACACUGGUCUCCUCACACAACAUGCUGUUCAGCGGCUCCCUGAAAGGGGUCCAGGUCUGGGAUAUCGUGGGCACGGAGCUGAAGCUGAAGAAGGAGCUGACAGGCCUUAACCACUGGGUCCGGGCGCUCGUGGCGUCCCAGAAUUACCUGUACAGCGGGUCCUACCAAACCAUCAAGAUCUGGGACAUCCGGAACCUGGAGUGCGUGCACGUCCUGCAGACCUCGGGUGGGAGCGUCUACUCCAUCGCGGUCACCAACCACCACAUCGUCUGCGGCACCUAUGAGAAUCUCAUUCACGUGUGGGACAUCGAAUCCAAGGAGCAGGUGCGCACGCUGACGGGACACGUGGGCACCGUGUACGCCCUGGCCGUCAUCUCCACGCCUGACCAAACCAAAGUCUUCAGCGCUUCGUACGACCGAUCCCUGCGGGUGUGGAGCAUGGACAACAUGAUCUGCACCCAAACACUCCUGCGCCACCAGGGCAGCGUCACAGCACUGGCCGUCUCCAGGGGGCGCUUGUUCUCGGGCGCCGUUGACAGCACAGUUAAGGUCUGGACAUGCUAGCGGACACCUCCGCCGCCGAGAUGCUGGACUACCAAAUACUCCCCUGGCUCUCACUCGACACCCUCCCUUGCUUAUCUCUGAAGCCACCCGCCACCCGAGAGCCAGUGCCGCAGCGCCUCACAUACCUCAGAAGGCUGCCCCUGUGCCACACACUCGGCCCCAUGGUGGCGCGGCAGGACGGUUUUCGUCUCCGGCCGCCAGCGUCCCGGCUGUGGUUGCGGACUCCCGAGUGUCUCAACGUUGUCAGCGGGAACCAAUGGGUCGAACGGGGGUCGGAACAGGCAGCUCAAACACCGCCAAUGCACCUUGCAGACUUGACGUACCGGAGCCAGACUCGGUCUCCAGCCCCCUCCUCUUUUUAUUUAUCCGCCAGCUCCUUCCCGUUGUGCCCGCUGCUGAGACGGGAGACCAGUCUCUCCCCUGUACACGCCUCACGUUAACCAGGUACGAUUCCUCUGCCACAUCAGGUACCGCGAGCCUCUCUGCUCACCGAAUCAUGUCACGGCGGCCCCCCUCCCCCCGGCAUAAAGAGGGGGAGGGGAAGCUCCCCGUUUGUGUUUGUAACGACAUUUUCUACUGUUUUUAAAAUUGUGAUAUAGAUCUGGACUUCCCCCUCCCGUUCCUUGACAAUAAAAA